UUCCUUAUAUGGAGGGAUGGUCUUGGCAAAAAUUCUUGGUAAGGAGGAGGCACAUUUUGAUAGAAAGGGAUGAAGAUCACUCUGACACGUUGAUUAUUCUUCAACAUCCUCCUGUUUAUACAUUGGGUACUAGCAGUUCGGAGAAAUACCUGAAUUUUGAUAUACAAAAUUCUCCCUAUGAUAUUUACCGGACUGAACGGGGUGGAGAAGUCACCUAUCAUGGCCUGGACAGUGGACAUAGCUUGCCAGAGAUAUACGUUUGUAUAUACACGCAGAAAGAUCUUGAACUUGUUAUGUACCCUAUUCUCAAUUUGCGGUAUCACAAAAUGGAUCUGCAUUGGUACCUUAGGUCACUUGAAGAAGUGAUAAUCCGGGUCCUUUUAUCUACUUUCUCUGUCAAGGCAUCCAGACUUGAGGGUUUCACUGGAGUUUGGGUUGGAAAUCACAAGGUUGCUGCAAUUGGAAUUCGGGUUUCUAAGUGGGUAACAUAUCAUGGUUUGGCAUUGAAUGUUACGGCAGAUUUAGCUCCCUUUCGGCACAUUGUUCCCUGUGGCAUACGGGACCGUGAGGUUGGUAAUCUAAAGGAGCUGUUGGGGACAACUGAAGAUGCUAAUUUAAUGGAUGUCGCUCAUAAAUCCUUGAUUGAAGAAUUCUCUGAAGUUUUCCAGCUUUCUCUUGAUUACAGAUUAAUCUCUGAAUUGGACCUUCCUGAGGGAAGGUCAUGAAGUUUGUUUGCAGGGGUGUCAUUCUUCUGAAAAAGCACUCAUCGCUGAUUUAUCACUGAGAAACAUCAGAUUGUACAUACGCACUUGGCAUGGUGGAAACCAUAGUCGCUAUUCACAAAUCGUUAGGAGCAUGUUUUGUUGCUAUAUCCGGCAGCCUCAUUCCAUAGUCGCUCUUCUGAAAAUGCAAGGAUGUAUAUUUUUGUGGCAAGCUCGAUAGUUGUUUUAUUUUUCCUUUUUUUUUUUGGCCUACAGACAUUUAUUCUGGCUUUUUUUCAUUUAUUAAAAAUGCCCGCUAAAACUCCAGCUACCCAAAACAUUUAAGGAUUGGUGAUUGCAGGUUUUGCAUAUAAUCACCAUUUACACGGAGUACUGUGAGGAAAGCUGUAUAUGUAAUGAGUUGUAUGUUAUCAAUUUAUUGAUUAAAACAUAUUACUACUCA
This is a messenger RNA of Phoenix dactylifera (date palm), 1164 nucleotides long. The record is from RefSeq and is a predicted model, not a curated record. Lineage: Eukaryota; Viridiplantae; Streptophyta; Magnoliopsida; Arecales; Arecaceae.